Sander lucioperca (pikeperch) is the source of this 1864-nucleotide messenger RNA. It is a transcript of the gene hlfa, whose product is annotated as HLF transcription factor, PAR bZIP family member a. Bases 268 to 1152 code for a protein of 294 amino acids. Gene Ontology annotation, biological process: regulation of transcription by RNA polymerase II. The transcript has 4 exons. Gene Ontology annotation, cellular component: nucleus. Lineage: Eukaryota; Metazoa; Chordata; Actinopteri; Perciformes; Percidae. The record is from RefSeq and is a predicted model, not a curated record. Gene Ontology annotation, molecular function: DNA-binding transcription factor activity, RNA polymerase II-specific; RNA polymerase II cis-regulatory region sequence-specific DNA binding.
GAGGCUCCGUCAAAGCUGUGCUCGCCCCGCCCUCCUCCUCCAGCUAUUUGCCAGCCAGCCCCGUCUACAUAGGCAGCCAGCCGCUCACCGUCCUGUUGCUGCGCGGAGUCCCGUCUUCUCCCUCCGAGCUCCAGCGUCGUUUUAUCCCCUCUGCGAGGAUCUCCAAGGGACCGGCUAGCGAGUACGGUCGCGUCUUUUUUUGGGGGAAGUUCAGAUUUGUCUUUGCGACUUUUGUUCUCGAAUUGCCCUUCAAGACAUACAGAGAAAAUGGCCAGACCUCAUCCUAUAAACCAAACUUUCCUGCCGCCGACUCACGGCGUACUGAAAUCCCUGCUGGAAAACCCGCUAAAGCUGCCUUUCCAUCACAAUGAAGGAUUUGGGAAAGCCAAGGAGGAAGCAAAGAAGCUGGACGAUGAGAGCAGCACAGCCAACCACCCACAGUCGGCCUUCCUUGGCCCGACCCUCUGGGACAAGACACUGCCGUACGAUGGGGACAACUUUCAGCUGGAGUACAUGGACCUGGAGGAGUUCCUGUCGGAGAACGGCAUCCCAGCCAACACAGACCAGGGAGACCAGGCAGCGCAGCAGGCACAGCAGGCCUCGCCGCCCGCCCCACCCACCACGCCUACACCCACUGUGGUGGACCUCAGCAGCCGCGCCACCACCUCCAUUCACACAGGCAUGGCGCCUCAGACAUGUCUCCGCAGCCCCAGCACAGCAGCACUGCCCUCAGCCCGAGACACCCCCAGCCCCAUCGACCCAGAGUCCAUCCAGGUGCCCCUGGCCUACGAGCCCGACCCGCAAGACCUGGCUCUGUCCAGCGUGCCCGGCCAGGAAAUGUUCGACCCCAGGAAACGCAAAUUCUCCGCCGAGGAGCUGAAGCCACAGCCCAUGAUCAAGAAAGCCCGCAAGAUCUUCAUCCCCGAAGACCUGAAGGACGACAGGUACUGGGCCCGCCGCAGAAAGAACAACGUGGCAGCCAAGAGGUCCCGGGACGCCCGGCGGCUGAAGGAGAACCAGAUCGCCAUCCGGGCCAGUUUUCUGGAGAAGGAGAACGCCGCUCUCCGCAUGGAGGUAGCAGAGAUGAGGAAGGAGCUGGGCCGCUGCAAGAACAUUGUGGCUAAAUACGAGGCCCGGCACGGUUCCCUGUGAGCCCCCAAACCCCCCCCCCCACCCACCCCCCACACCCACUUCACUCCCCCAACCUGCCUUCCAUCGAGUUUGAAGGACAAUAUGUCUCCUUUGGUGGAACUGCCCCUCUCCCCUCCUCUUCCUCCUCCCACAAACCCGUCUCCCCCUCCUCCCCCCUCAACCAACACACCUGUAUGAUUCUGCUAUUAUAACUGUCCUUUUGACUUGGAUCAUAAGCUUCGGUUUGUCUGUUCCUUCUAUUUUCUGUAGACUAAAUAUUUCCAGUACAUAGAUGCAUAUAUGUAUUUACAAACUCUGUGAGGAGUUGUGAGCCAACCCACCAGCUGAGUCCCCUGCUUCUUUCCAUUUUUGAGAAACGAUGCCAUGCUGUUUGUUGUUCACUUUCAUACCAAUUUUAUACGCGAGAUCAGGACUGAAAACCGUUGUUUUCUGGUUCCGUUCUUCUACUACUACUUCUUCUCCUUCUUCUCCUUCUUCUGUGUUAUGAUGUGACGUGUCCGAGAGCCUGCUUAUACCCCACAAAUCUUUUUUUCUGUUUUUUUUUUUUUUUUUUUUUUUUUUUCACCAUCAGCAACAUUAUCUUUUUUUAAACUCUCUUCCUUUGAUGUUCGUGUUGUAUUUCAGUUGUCUAACCUCCCAGCGCUCCAACACAACUCCGUUCCAGCUUCUCCAACAGCACUCUGGGUAUUUUAAUGUUCAGGUAUAGCACUUU